AUGUCGUCGUGGAAAGAGUGUGACAAUCUCAUUGCAAAUAAAUGCGAUGAGACUGCCACACUCAUAAUGAAUAAUAAUGAUUCUAUGACGGUGGGUGGUUAUGAGCAAAUCGUGACUGGGGAUAUUCCUCCAAGUAAUUCGCCUAAAACUAAACGAAUAUACAGGCAGAAAAGCAAAGCCGCGGCGGCUGCCGCCGCCGUGGGCUUGCCUAGAAACGCAAUUACUUGCGCUCCUCUCAAUAAAGAGGGCUACUUUUGGAGUCCUAACACAGUGUUUGUGUUAUGUGGGGGGGUUAAUAAUAUGGACCGUGGGAUUCAGAGUGAGACAUCACCGCAGACGAUAGUCGGAAAUGAUGCCGGUAGUGGAAUAUCUACAGGAGUCGAAAAGUCACGUAAAGAAGCGACGUGUGGGGAACAGCGACGACACGAACCGUCAGUGAGAGUGGAAACACAUUUGCAAGAUCUCAAACUAGGAGAACAAUCGUCUUCAUCGCAAGCAUCAGCGAAUACGACGAAUCCAACAGCGCAAAAACAUAAAACCAUUGUCAAAUAUCCAACGACCACGUCCGAGCCAUCUGACAGAGUGGUGUCGGCAGUAAAUGAUACGUCAAAGCAAUGGGAGUACCCGAUAAUCGGCACUCCGACAUCGUUUGGAUUAUCUCCGUACCGCAAACGUAAAAUUCGUGCGGAUAACAAAAAUGCUAAUGACUCCAACAAAGAUCCCAGUCCAAUACCAGUGAUAGAUCUCACAAUGUGA
This is a messenger RNA of Paraglomus brasilianum, 756 nucleotides long. The record is from the annotation of a GenBank genome assembly. Lineage: Eukaryota; Fungi; Glomeromycota; Glomeromycetes; Paraglomerales; Paraglomeraceae.